This is a messenger RNA of Drosophila yakuba, 7094 nucleotides long. It is a transcript of the gene eIF4B, whose product is annotated as eukaryotic translation initiation factor 4B. Gene Ontology annotation, molecular function: RNA binding. The transcript is spliced from 5 exons. NCBI's taxonomy places the organism in Eukaryota, Metazoa, Arthropoda, Insecta, Diptera, Drosophilidae. The record is from RefSeq and is a predicted model, not a curated record. Bases 125 to 1480 code for a protein of 451 amino acids.
CCAUCUCUCAAAAUCAUGCAGGGUGUCCCAAGGAAAAUAUCGAUAACGAUUUAAGGAAAUUACUUUUUAUAGUUUUGUGCAUUCGGUAAAUUAUCAAAAUUAACGAUUGGAAACAUUGGUUGAAAUGGCUUCCGCAGGAAAAAAGGGCAAGAAGAAUAAAGGAACAGUUAUAUCCUUGCAAUCAUUUCUAUGUAAUUCUGAUGCACCAGUUGGAACAACCCAAGUCUCAAAAAAAAUACGAAAUUUAGAUGGCGAAGAUAGCGAUGACGGUUGCGGUACAUUGCCGUUGGUUUAUCAGCUUCCAACCGCUCCAAGGGCAAAUCGAAUAUUUGACGAUAAUUCUAUUCCUCAUAAAGCCCCAUUUAUUGCUUAUAUCAAUAAUUUACCAUUUGACGCAAAUGAAGAUGACCUCUACGAAUUUUUUGAAGGUAUUAAUUUAAUUUCUCUGAGAUUACCUAGAGAAGAUGGCGAAAAUGGUCGAUCCAGAGGCUUUGGUUAUGUUGAGUUGGAAAAUAGAGAUGAUUUAAUCCAUGUACUUAGUUUACCAGACCCCUCAAUUAAAGGUCGUCGCAUUCGUAUUGAGCUAUCAAAUGAAAACGACCAGCAAAGCCGGCAAAAAAGUAAUAGGCGGUUCGAUGGCUUUGGUAAUAAUGGCGAUAAUAGAGACUCCGGAAAUUGGAGGCGAGAUAGUCAAAAUAACGGAAGUAACUUUGGAUAUUCUUCCAAUUUUGAAAGAAGCUUUAACAGAGAAAGAAAACCUUUACCAGAUAGAGAAGAUGCGAACACUCCGGGAUCUUGGCGCACAAACGCUAGACCGCCAUCUAUUGAUUCAUCCCCUACGCGGAGGGAAGUUGACCUAGUAUCUGAAAAAUAUCGCGAAGGUCGAGGCAGAGCAACGGAUCGAUAUUCCCGAGAAGAUACAUCCAAAUUUGAAGAAAGGCCGAAAUUGAAUUUAAAACCACGAACUUUACCAUUGCCAGAAGUGAAGAGUUUUGACUUCGAAAAAAAUGAUGAUGAGAUCCAUUUGGAUAAACAAAGCGGAACUUCAUUGAACGUGUUUGGGUCUGCAAAACCUGUAGAUACAGCAGCAAGGGAGUUGGAGAUUGAGCAGAGAUUGGCUCUCGCUCGAAAACAGGAUAAGAGUCGUAGAGAAGAGGAGGUUUUAAAUGAAAAACUUGCCGAACUCCAGGUGGAUAAAAAUGAUAAUGAAAGUCUUGUUGCCACAGUUAGUUGGCGCAGGAAUCAAGACUACAAGGAGAGCGACAAAGUUAAUAAGUGUCCAGGUGAAAAACUGCGUGACGAAGAAAUCAAGAAAUUGAAUCAUCCCCGAGGCCAGUUUAACAGGCUUGAACUUUUAAGAGAACGAGGUCAUACAAACGGGGAGAGCAAAAAUUUGGAGGAUAUCAAAAUCAAACGAGAUUCUCGGAAUGACCGUUCACUGCCGAAGAAAAUUUCCCAGAAUGAACUUGUGUAUUGCUAAUUAGAUGACCAAAAAUGCUCCAAUAGCAUGACCAAGCUUCUUCCAGCAGGAACGUUUUAAUGCUAAGUUCAGCAAAACACUUAUUCUAAAAUUAUGUCAAAUGGAUCGAAUAUACCAAAAUUCGCCUUUGGUGAUUUGAAUCCAAGGUACUGAGGCUAAGGUAAUAUUUUUUCAGAUAUAAAAAACUUUUACUUGUUUCACUAACAACAGAAACGGCACAGCGCUCUCUUGUUUUAUUUUCUUUAAAUGUUUCAAAAUUUUCGAAGAUUGGUUAAGAUAAAAAACUAAUUAAACUUUAAUUAGGUAAUUUUAGAAGGAGUUACUUUUCCUUAAGACUAUCUCGACUUGUGGCUCUUCAGAGUCUUAUAUUGAAUUAGGGACAACGGUUCAGAGUCUACCUUUGAUAAGGUCAUCGAAAUUUUUCUUAUAAAUCUGUAAUUUGCCACACGUUCGGAUUAUUAACGUGCGCUUCAGGUACACACUUCAAUUUUCCUUAAUGAACGAUCAUGAAACUUUCCGUUAAUACAUUAGAAAGUUUAAACAUCUUAAACCUAAAAAUAAUGUUAUGUACGUUUGUAUGACCAUUUAGUUGGCUCUGUGGUCAAUGAGCUGGUAUGUCAUUUAAUCUCUUUAGGAUGCUGGUUUGAGUGCGUUAACAAUUUGGAAACAUAAUUGGCUUAAAGUUGGCGAAUUUUUUCGUUUACUAGCGAGAUGUUUAGACCUUUGCGGAUGUCACACGGUGCUGCUGUGUUACUGUGUGGCGAUGCACCAUAGUUCAUAGCCCUAUUUCCAAACAGGUGCCAUUAGUGUGCUGAAGAGUAAUACCUGGAACUUUAUCUGGUACGCCUGCCGCGAUGUUAAGCUCUAUUAUUAAGCUAUUUUUCGGCCUCGCCAAAAUGUACGAUUCCAGCACUUUGUGUCCGAUUUGCGGAGGUAUAGGCUUCUGGUUUAUAAUCUCAGUGAAAUCGCGUCGCAAAACGUAAUAGUUAUCACAUAGCCUGCCGCAUGCACAUAUGUAUGUCGCAGAUCAUUUGAAUUUAACGACAUUUUUAGGAAUUGCGUCUUUCUGCUUGGCACGCGACAUGCAGGCGCCUUUUCUAUUCUUUUAAUGCGCGGCAGACAACCGUUAGAGUUUCUGCCGAACGUAGUCUGGUCGCGGGUAUGAGCGGGGGGAAGUAGAAGUCUGCACGAAAACGAGAAGCAAACAGAAAUAUGCAGUGUGCAUUAGUAUUGGUGUAUGCGGACUGGAAUAAGUCUCCAGAAUGUGUUGGUAUGGCAUGUAGAGUUAAGAACUACGCAAAAUUCUGAUUUUGUAAAAAGAGAAUUGGGUCAGUCAGUUUUCGAUCAUUACGCAUAACAGACAUGCCUCGCUCACGCGUCAGAAAACGUUGCGCAGACAACGAGAGUGGUGAAGGAGAAGAAGGGCUGUCUGAUAACUCUUCGACAUCAGAAGUGGGAUCGCCUAUACCUACUGUGAACAAUGAAAAUAGUUUGCUGGCAAUUUUGGAGUCGCAAAAUCGAAAUUUUUCUGAACUUCUGAAACAAGUGCAACACUCACAAAGAGAGCCAAAAGAAUCGUUUGCUGUGGUAUUGCCCAGGUUUAAUCCUGAACGUGCGGGAUCAGACGCGCAGUCCUGGUGUUCAACGGUGGACUACAUCUUGUCUGAAGACCAACUGGAAGGUAGCGCUCUUGUGAUGACCCUCAGCAAAUCACUGGAAGGAAGCGCGUCUCAUUGGCUGUCACAAACUUGCUUUCCUGGUAUAUCAUGGACACAGUUCCGAGAAUUGUUUCUGCAACAUUUUGCGAGAACAGAAACAUUAGCGGCAGCAGUUAUGAAUCUGCUAAAUGGACGCCCCGCGGAAGGCGAGUGCCUUUCGUUAUAUGGAAGCCGAAUGGUUACUUCGCUUAUGGCCAAAUGGAAAACGCUGAGUGUGGAGCAAAUCGCAGUGUCCAUUACACUGGCGCAUGCAGCUGGAAUUGACAGGCGUUUGCGGCGUUUAGUUUUCACUUCCGAAAUCAACACUCGGAACGAGCUACAUGAAGAACUGAAGGCCUAUUCAUUUGACGCCAAACUGAGCCACCUUUCAAACGAUGGUACAUCAGAGCCGCCAGGAAAACAAGCUAAGCCCCACGUCAAGUGUCCCAACUGCGGAAAGCCUGGUCACAAAAAGGCGGACUGUCGAUCAAAAACAAUGGCAGUGCACGUCUAGAAACCCGGCAAGCAACCUUCAGGGAAAGACCGGUCUACUUUGACUUGUUUCAAUUGCGGAAAAUCUGGACACAUCUCUACAGUAUGUCCUGAUCGUCAGGAGCGUUCGUCGUCUUCCAAAAACAACAUUGUAAAAGAUGUCAACAUCUGUACCAUUUUUGAACCUGUAGGAACGUUUUCGCAAUCUGGUGAGUCGUUCCAAUUUUGUUUUGAUUCUGGAGCUGAGUGUUCACUCAUCAAGGAGGCUACUUGGCAGAGACUAUCUGAAUCCAGAAUGGGCAACGUAGUUAUUUUAAAGGGUCUUGGUAGCAAUACUAUUUGUAGCACCUUGCAGAUAUUGGCCAAUGUUUUGAUUUGUGAACGUUCAUAUGAAAUAUUGUUUCAUGUAGUGUUAGACAAUUAAAUUAAGUAUGACGCUCUGAUUGGUCGAGAUAUUUUAAGCCAGGGAGUCGGUGUGACAAUAACAUCAAAAUCUCUUACUAUGUUUAAUGAAAAAUCUAUAUUGGCUGUUGAAGUUUCCAAAAUGAAUCCUGAUUUGGCUAGCGUUGACACCGAUCUGCAUGGACCAGAUAGAGACCAAUUGUUGUCAAUAAUACAAGAAUAUUCAGGGUCAUACAUAAAUGGAAUUCCCCAAAGCCGUGUGACUACGGGACAGUUAAAAAUUCGCUUGAUCGAUAAUUUUUUGCUGCACCGAAUUAAACAGAAGCCCCGAGUUAUCGAAUAUUUUAGCAAGAUGACAUCUUCAGCAGAAUUACGUUACCAUUCAUAUGAACUGGAGACACUUGCUUUCUACAAUUCUAUAAAACACUUUGCCAUUACUUGCAUGGACGUCAUUUUGUUGUGUUUACUGACUGCAAUUCGCUUAAAGCCUCUCGUACAAAAAUAGAACUGACUCCUAGAGUUCAUAGGUGGUGGUCGUACUUGCAAACUUUCGAAUUUGAUAUUCAGUAUAGACCAGGUGAGCGUAUGACUCAUGUUGACUUUCUGUCUCGGAAUCCGGUUCCAAAAAUUGACAAGAAUUCCAUAGGCGUAGUCGAAAAACAUAUCCAUCUGACAGAAAUAUCCGACAACUGGUUAUUGGCUAAACAGCAAAGAGACGAAGAAACUUCUUCUAUUAUCUCUAAAUUGCGUAAUGAUGAAUUGCCCAAAGAUUUGGCCAAAACUUACGAAAUACGGUCUGGAACUCUAUACCGAAAAGUUCAAAGAAAUGAAAAGACUCGAUGUCUGCCCAUAAUCCCAAAGCAGUUUUGGUGGUCCGCUGUCAACAACGUACACAAGUCAAUUAUGCAUCUCGGGUGGGAGAAAAGUCUUGAGAAAAUGUACGAGUUCUAUUGGUUCGAUAAAAUGUCUAAAUAUGUUCGCCAAUUUGUGGACAACUGUAUCACUUGUAGAUUGUAAAAACCUCCGUCUGGCAAAAUACAAUCCGAACUCCAUCCCAUUCCUAAAAUCGACAUCCCGUGGCAUACGGAUCAUGUGGAUAUUACAGGUAAACUCGCAGAUCAUUUGAAUUUAACGACAUUUUUAGGAAUUGCGUCUUUCUGCUUGGCACGCGCCAUGCAGGCGCCUUUUCUAUUCUUUUAUAGAAUACAACCGUUAGAGUUUCUGCCGAACGUAGUCUGGUCGCGGGUAUGAGCGGGGGGAAGUAGAAGUCUGCACGAAAACGAGAAGCAUACAGAAAUAUGCAGUGUGCAUUAGUAUUGGUGUAUGCGGACUGGAAUAAGUCUCCAAAAUGUGUUGGUAUGGCAUGUAGAGUUAAGAACUACGCAAAAUUCUGAUUUUGUAAAAAGAGAAUUGGGUCAGUCAGUUUUCGAUCAUUACGCAUAACAGACAUGCCCCGCUCACGCGUCAGAAAACGUUGCGCAGACAACGAGAGUGGUGAAGGAGAAGAAGGGCUUCCUGCCAUUUUUUAUGACAUAUGACGCCGAUAUACCGAUAACAUCGGAUCAGGCAGUAGUCGAUCUAAUUGCCACAUUUUUUGUCUCACUCUAAACGAAAGCUCACUGUUUUCCAAACCUCAGCGUGUGAAGCCUGUCCAUUUCCCAAGUCCCUAGGGAAAUACUAGCUUUGUGCAUAGGUGCUGUGCCCUUUGUGAUAUUAUCAGUGUAGUGAUAACAAAUGAAAUGCAAUUUAUUACAGAGGUAUUUAUAAAUUGUCGAAUAUCCCCAAGUUUUUUGAAAAUGUUAUCACUCCUUAUUUGCAGCACGUUUGUAGGUCAAAUAUAUCAUGUCAGCACGGUUUUAUAAAACGCAGAUCAACAAAUACUUUUGGAGCUUACUUCCACGGAAUAAAGGGCUUUAAAAAUAACUUUCAAGCGCGGACUUUAGUCAAGAAUCUGACUUUGUUAAUCAUUCACUUCUGGAAUAAAUUGGAUUUAAAGUUAUUUGAAUCUCCUAAUCACAUCAGCCGUUCUCCAAGGGAGUCAAGUUGGUUCGCUCAUUUUUAUCUAUUUAAUAUUACCUUCCCUUAGUUUUUAAACAUUCGCGUGUACUUAUGUACGCAGAGGAUGUUAAAUUAUGUCUGCAGUAUAGAGACAUUUUUUUCCAUUCGAACUAACAAUUUGAUCUAGACAGCUUUCAAAAAAGGUGGCGGGAUAACUUACAAAUCUUAAAUUCCUCUAUGUGUAUUCUCACUUUUUAUCGUGACUUACCCGCGACGUACACUUUAAGUGGGUGCUCUUUGGACUGAAUAGCACGGGUUCUGUAUGCAAGACGAUUACGUUUCGUCAAUUAUUUAUAAAACCAGGGGUGUGCCAGAUUUAAUAAACGGUGGUUAAAGGAAUUCGAUGAUCUCCACAUGACUAAAAUGUACAGAUUUUGCUAGUUUAUCCGAUUCUUGAGUAUGGAACAUCAGUUUUGAGCCCAUAAUACGGAGUUCACUCGGACAGUAUUCAACCGGUUCAAAAAAAACGUCUUAUGUUGGUCUUACGGGUCCUAAAGUUUAUUAACUUACCUUCUGAAGCUAAGCUUAGAACAGUUUCUAUUUGUAAUCUUAUUCGUAAUAUAUGGAUAGUCUUUUAGAUAGUCCUUCUAAUUUCUGAUUUUCUACAGUGCACUGUGAUCCAGAAUUCGAUUUUAUUGGCAUAAAGUCUAAAAAUUAAGCUACAGGCUUGAACCUUUGUACAUUUUGUUGUUAAAUCACAAAUAGUUUGCAUACAAAAUUUGGAGUCCGUGCGACCACGGGCGGGGGGCCUCGUAGUGUAGUGGAUAGCGCAACUACCUGUUAAACACGGGGUCGUGGGUUCAAACCCCACCCAUGACAAGAGCAUGGCCACACAAACUUUCCUCUCAAAAAGAUACUUUUCUAGCUUUUAGAAAGUAUUCUUCCAUCCAUAAUGUGUAUAUUCAUUUAAAUGUUAGCAAUCAAAGAACUCUAUGUAAUAAGCACAAAUUGUAACAAAAUAAAUU